This is a messenger RNA of Amborella trichopoda, 3394 nucleotides long. Its product is annotated as receptor protein kinase TMK1. Gene Ontology annotation, biological process: protein phosphorylation. The record is from RefSeq and is a predicted model, not a curated record. NCBI's taxonomy places the organism in Eukaryota, Viridiplantae, Streptophyta, Magnoliopsida, Amborellales, Amborellaceae. Gene Ontology annotation, molecular function: protein kinase activity; protein binding; ATP binding.
UUACUAACCUAAAACCACUUUUGGCACUCCACUCGUACUAUGUGACAAGUCCUCUCUCCAUUUCUCUCUUCUUCUGCUGUGUCUCUCUCUCUCCGAGAUGAAGAAGAGAGAGCAGAAUGGCGGUGUUGCUCUGAAACAAGCGGUUUUGGGGCAAAAGGCGACGGUUUUUGCGCUCCUGAUAGUGGCUUUAGGGUUUUCAGAAGCCCAGACUGAUCCCAACGAUGCUAGUGUUAUGCAGAAGCUCGCCAUUAGCAUCAAUGCUGGAAAGACCCUUGGUUGGACCUCUGAUACUGAUCCAUGUUCAUGGAAGCAGGUUUAUUGUUCGCAAAGUAGGAUUGAAUCCAUCCAAAUAGGGCACCAAAGUCUUCAAGGAACUUUACCGGAUGAUCUCAACAAGCUUUCGUCUCUGGUUAGGCUCGAGCUCAUGUCAAACCAGCUUUCGGGGCCGUUGCCUACUCUAAAAGGUCUUAGUUCUUUGAGCAUCCUGAUUAUUGAAAGGAAUAAUUUCAGUUCAAUACCAGGUGAUUUCUUCUCUGGUUUAAUAGCAUUGACAGCUGUUAGUUUAGACAAUAACCCAUUUUCUCCAUGGCGAAUACCGGAGAGUUUGAAGGAAUUGAUCAGUCUGGUAAACUUCUCUGCAAAUACGGUUAACUUAUAUGGAGAAAUACCUGAUAUCUUCUCAGCCUUGCCAAGCCUAAAUACAUUGGCCUUGGCUUAUAACAAUCUCUAUGGAAACUUGCCUCAGAGUUUUUCAGGAUCUCCUGUGAGGUUCUUAUGGCUCAACAAUCAAAAUCAAAAUCAACAGGUGUCAAAGCUUAAUGGCUCUAUUUCAGUGAUUCAGAACAUGACUGGCUUGGUUCAAGUUUGGUUACAUUCAAACCAUUUCUCCGGUCCAUUGCCUGAUUUCUCUGGACUCACUUCUUUGGAGGAGCUGAGGCUUCGAGAUAACGAAUUUACAGGCCUUGUUCCCAAAUCUCUUACGAAUCUUAAAUCUCUACAAAACAUUUCUUUAACCAAUAACCAUUUUCAGGGGCCUCUGCCUCAGUUUCUUCCUUCCAUUGUUUCAGUCGAUAUGGUCGCUCAAACAAAUAGCUUCUGCUUAGAUGUUCCUGGGGAUUGUGAUCCUCGAGUGAAUAGCUUGCUAUCAAUAGCUGAACCAUUGGGUUACCCUGACAAUUUUGCCACUAAUUGGAAAGGAAAUGAUCCUUGUAAUCAAUGGAAUUAUGUUACUUGCAGUUCUCAAGGUAACAUAACCAUACUCAAUUUCCAGGGCUUGAAUUUAACAGGAACCAUUUCUCCUGACUUUUCGAGGUUCGAGUCUUUGCAGAGGCUCUUGCUUGGGCGCAAUAACCUCCAUGGAACCAUCCCACCUGAGCUCACCAAGCUCUCGAAGCUAAUAGUGCUUAAUGUGUCAGACAACUCACUUUCAGGAAAGAUCCCAGAUUUUGGACAGAAUGUUAAUUUGAUAAAGGAUGGAAACCCAGAUCUUGGUAAGGAUGGAAAUCAUGGUGGUGGCGGCUCUGAACCUGCGGCUCCAUCACCAGAAAAUGGCAAGCCAAGCCCUAAAACCAUCGGGGAAGUGUCAAAGUCUAGUAACGUGGUGACGAUCGUAGGGGUUGUUAUAGGGGUUUUAGUUGGGGUUUUUGUGGUUGGUGGGUUAGGGUUCUUUUGCUAUAGAAGGAGGCAACAUAAGUUUAGGCGAGUCCGCAGCCCUAGAGCAUUGGAACCUCACUCAAUUGUGGUGCACCCAACCCACUCAGGGUCAGGUUCUGAGUUCCAAAAAGUGACAAUAUUGGGUUCAAGCCCUGGAACCAUGGAGCUAAGCCCUGGUUCAAUGGCUCAUGCCCAUCACGGCUUUGUUCAAAUGGUCGAUGAUAGGGUUCCAACUAUAGGAAUACAAACUCUUCGAAAAAUUACGAAGAAUUUUGAUAAAGAGAACGAAUUGGGCCGUGGGGGUUUUGGUACUGUGUAUAAGGGAGAACUGGAAGAUGGGACUAUGAUGGCGGUGAAGAGAAUGGCGGGCGGAGUUAUUGGAGAUACGGGGUUAACUGAGUAUGAAGCUGAGAUUGCUAGUCUUUCGAAGCUUCGACAUCGAAAUUUGGUGACUUUGAUGUAUUAUUGUUGGGAGGGGUCAGAGAGGGCCUUAGUUUAUGAGUAUAUGGCACAAGGGGCACUGAGUGAUCAUUUGUUUAAGUGGAAAGAGAGAGAGUGGAAGCCAAUGGAUUGGGAAAGGCGAGUGAGAGUGGCUCUAGAUGUAGCGAGAGGGGUCGAGUAUCUGCACAGUCUUGCAAGGGAGAAAUUCAUACACAGGGAUUUGAAGAGUUCGAAUGUUUUGCUUGCAGAGGAUAUGACAGCGAAGGUUGGGGACUUUGGGCUGGUGAGGCUGGCCCCCCAGGGGGGGGUCUCGAUCCAAGUGACCAAGAUGGCUGGAACAUUCGGGUACCUCGCACCUGAGUACACAAUGAAUCCUCGUGUCUCAGUCAAGGUAGAUGUGUACAGCUAUGGCGUCAUCCUCAUGGAGCUAAUAACUGGCCGAAAAGCGUUAGAAGAGAAUCAGACUGAAGAGUGCGUGGUGCUUUCUUCCUGGUUUCGCCGCAUCCUCCCAACCAAUGGUGGCCUCCAAGCACUUAUUGACCCAUCUCUUGAUCCCCCCUCUGAGGAGACUCUAGAGAGCAUUUCACGAGUCGCCGAACUUUCAUUCCAAUGCACAAUGCGAGACCCAACUCAAAGGCCCGAUAUGGGCUAUGUGGUUGGUGUUUUGUCAUCUCUUGUUAAUGUUUGGAAGCCACAAGAUGAGGCUGACCCUGAAGAGUAUUAUGGGGUUGAUCUUGACUUGCCUUUACCUGAGGCUGUAAAGAGAUGGCAAGCCUCAAGUGAUUCACAAGCAACGGGGGCCUUUGGCUUUGCUUCUGAGGAUACAGGUUCGAGCAUACCAACUAAGCCUACUGGGUUUGCUGAGUCCUUCGCUUCAGCUGAUGGUCGAUGAAUGUGGAGAAAUUGAAAUACAUGGGUGGAGUUUGGACAUUUCAAAUUCAGCUCUUUUGAUGGAAAUGUUGGUGUUGGGGGAUCUCUCUUGAAAUAGGAAGAGUGUGAAGAUUGUGGGGAUUUUGGUUUCUAUAGAGCAGUUGGUGGUCAUGUAAAUGUCGGUCUAGUCACUUAUCUAAACUGGGAAAGGUGUUUUGAAUUGUUGGAAAUACCCUUUUACUGCUAGUGUCCGAGUCCUUUGUUUGAGAGAUGUGCGCUCUCUCUUGCUGAGGACUGGGACCCAAGGUCUCGGGUGGAUAGGCUUUACUCUUGGUUUUUUAUUCCUCUUUUCGGUUUUUCUUUUUCUUAAAUUAUGUUUCAUGUUUCUUUUAGUGUGUGUUUUUACUAAAUGGAAAUAGAAUUAUGGAAA